GUCAACAAGAUCGACAAGGUUAUCUUUGUCAUACAUUUUGGCAUAUAUACUAUGUAAAUGACACGUGAGUGUUUCAAAUCUUGUUUUGUCUUGUCAUUUUUUUUUCAAGUUGUUUUCCUGACAUUGCACACAUAUAUAAUACAUACAUACAUUGAAUUGAAUUGAAGUGUCUUAUGAUACGUUGUUGUUUUUACCAUCAUCAUCAUAUAAUACUCAACUCUUGUUAUUAUCGAUCAAAAACAAGGAAAAUCAACAUUGAAAUAAAUCGACAAAUGGAAUGUAUAAAAUUUUAAUCGAAAACUGUCAUUUAUGAAUGACGCUUACAACGCUAUUUGUAAACACACACAUUUGAUCGGCAGAAAGCUAUGUCGUGUCUUUGAGAAAAUAUUGUUUUUAUUACAAUUAAUCCGUUAUCUUCAUAAAAAUCAGCUCAAAUUGAUCAUGGGUCGAUUAUAAUUUUUUUUGAAUCGCUAACGCUGUAAACAAAAAAACAACUACAACAACCAAACAUUUAUGACUUGGCCUCUCCUUUCGUUUAUGUAUACGUACAACCACCCCUCUCUUUCGACAAUUUUUCCUGGUUGCACAUCGAUCGAUCGAUCUAUCACUAAACCGACAGAUAUCCAUCAAGCAAUAAAUCGAGAAAUGAUACUGUAGUAACCCAAUCAAAAACGGCAAAAAAAAUGUUUACAAAAAAUAUUGAAAAAAUCUUUCUAUUCCUUCUGUUAAUGCUAUGUGCAAGUAUUCUUUGUCCAACGAAUGAAUCAAAUAGAUCGAUAGAAUCGCUAAGGCUAUCAUCAUCAUUGAAACAAAGUGAUCAUUCUACUAUCAUAACAUCAUCACAAUUAUUUAAUAAUCCAAUUACAGAUCAAUCAUCAACAAUUAUUCAUGAUGGCGGUAAAAUUUCACAAUUGAAAUUACCGAAUACAACUACGCAACUAAAACGACAAACCAACACAAAUAAUGUUGAGAAAUCUUCAUCACGAAAAUGUGUGAAUACGAUUGCAACGAGAUGGUUUCUAUUUUCAUCAUCGCUGCCCGUUUGUCUCAAAGUAUCACAUUGUACUAAAGAAAGUGAAUCAACCAGCAAGGAAGCAAAUGAAAAUUUUCAGGGUAUUUUUCUAAAUAAAAUCAAAGACGAGAAGCUUAACAUUUCUAGUCAAACAAUGAUCGUAAACGAUGCUACCGAUAAUGAAUCGAUUGUUACGAAUCAAAGCCUCGAUCAGCAACAAUCGAGUAUAAGUGGUGAUAAUUUUGUAGGACCACUUAUUCAAAUGAAACCAUCAGUGGUUUCCUCACAGGAUAUGCUUUCAUUCGAAGAAUGGCGUUCGAAAAUAUCCGAACAAAUGGAACAGGAAAAUAAAAUGGAAAUUGAAUCUAAAUUCGCUCAUGAAAUUGGAAGCAAACCUGAUCCAGUAAUUGAUCAGCUUGGCAGUCAAAAAUCAGUGAAAAUAACGACGAAUCGUGCCAGAAAUUUCGCAUCACAUGAAUGUGGAGCAAAAGUUGUUGAUUCAAAUUCUGAGGCCAAUUUUGUCAAUCGUGUUCUGAACGAACAGAUGGAUGAAUAUAUGUUGAAUCCGUGUAAGAUCAAAAAUUGGUUCGUCAUUGAACUUUGCGAAACCAUACAACCACAAUAUUUGGAGAUGGCCAAUUUUGAACUCUAUUCAUCGAUACCAAAAGAUUUCAAUCUUUAUGCUAGUGAACACUAUCCGAAUCGUAAUGGCUGGAGUCCAUUGGGCAAUUUCACUGCCAACGACAUUCGAUCGCUACAAGGUUUUAAAUUGCAAAAUAAUGGUUUUGUUAAAUAUCUUAAAAUUGAGCUCAAUUCGUUUUAUGGCUCGGAACAUUAUUGUCCCAUUAGUUUGAUUCGUAUAUUUGGUACAAGUCUAUUUGACGAAGUCGAACGUAUCGAUAAUCCUGAAAAAUCAUCCAUCGAUUUUCUCGAUGAUGAUCAUAAUUCGGUGCAUGAAGAAGGUACACCAAUUUCACUAUCAUCUGAUUUAGAAUCAAAAAACUUUACCGAUUUAGAUUUGUUUGGCAGCGCAAAAAAUGCCGUUGUUAAUGUCGUGAUGAAAGCGUUCAAUUUUACAUUGUUUAAUGAGAUAUUAUUCAAAGAAAAAAUGGCAAAAAUGAAUGAUACGGAUCAAAAUUUUUAUAUAUACAAUCAAACAGAAAUUGUUCGUCUUUAUCCGCAUUUCGAGCGAAUGAUGAUUGAAUGUGAAGCAUAUUUCUUUCCAGCAGGAGAUGGUUUAAAUCAAACAUCGUUACACAUUCCAAAUAAAUGCCUUUUCUAUCAGCUUUUAUUUCGUGAUCAACAAUUAUUUAAAUUAAUGUCCACCCAAUAUCUUAUACGGAAAUAUUUUAAUAAUCAGCUAUUCUUUCAAUGUGGUAACGCGAAUGAAACACAGACAAUCAAUACGACCACAUCGGCAGUGGCCGUUGAACAGCUAGUCCAAUUGACGAAUGGAAAUAAUCAUUCCAUUAGCCAUAUACAAAAUGUCAACGAUAAAGAUGAUCCACAAUCGAUGGUCGUUCAAUUAUCAGGAAAAAAUCUUCCUACUAAAUCAUCAUUUAUAUCCUCUACGACGAUGUUUGCAGCUAGUAGUACGAGUAGUAUUCCAGACGUUUCCACUAUCAAUGUUACUACAUUGGAACCAUCGUUGACCGAGCCUACCUUAUUGCAGCCAAUUGUAACGAUGAAUACACUUUUACCCACGAAUACUUAUCAAUCGGUAAUUAUUUCCACCUCAACUUCUGCUAUUGAACCAACAAGGCAUGGUUCGAGUUCAUCUUUAUCAUCUCAAUCAUCAAAUGAAACCAUUAGUCAAUCUCAACCUGUUGAUUCAUUUGUGCCCAAUCAACCAAUUGCGAAUCUUCUUGUGGAACCAGAGAGCGAUGUUCAAUCAUUCAGUUCGAUGAGUGGCCAAUCAAAAGAGGCAGUUAUCGUUCGAUUAACAAAUCGAAUAAAAAAUCUUGAGAAGAACAUCUCACUUAUGUCAACCUAUUUGGAAAAUCUAAGUGUUCGCUAUCGAAAACAAAUGGAAGAAAUGCAAGCAAUAUUCAAUCAAACAUUUGAUCAUUUCAACACAUCAGCAAGGGUGGCCGCCGAAAAAGAUGCUAAACAACAGGAACAGAUAAUGAAAUUGCAGAACGAAAUCAUGGGGCUGAAUCAGCGAUUUACUAGCCUUUUCAAAGAUAUUGAACAAAGUAAUUGGCUUUUUCUUCGCAUUCAUCUUGGGCUGAUGAUCAUUGAAUUAACUAUAGUUGGAAUCUGUUGCCUUAUAUUUUAUUUGAGUUCCAAGCAUAAUCUCAAUCAAAUAAUGAAGACCCAUCUCCAUCAUGGUGAUCGACAGUCAACAUCUUUAUUAUCAACUACAAAUCAUCAAACGAAUACUCAACCUCUGCGAUUUUCACCAGAUGAUAAAGUUUUUUCUAAUACUAUCAAACUCUUCAAGAAUAAUCAAUAUCGUCGAACUAAGUCAUUUUCCAAUCUGGAAUCGGUGAUAAAAAAUGAUCAAUAUAUCGAUUCAUUAUUCACAAAAAGACGUGAUAAGUCUGUCGGACAGAAAGGAGGACCUAUAACAAAUUUAGAAUGUAACAAAGAAAAUAUUCAUCGUGAUAUUCAUGAUCCUCUAUUGAAUGGUGAACCAAUGACUGAUGUGGUACCAAAAAUUUUAAAAGUUGUCAAUCAAAAUGUUCAUUGAAUGAAUUUCACCUUUUAUUUAUAUACGUGAUAUCAAAGUAUUUUACCCCCCUUUCUUUAUUUGGGUACAAUUUUUUCCUUUUGAUUUAUUUAU
This is a messenger RNA of Dermatophagoides farinae (American house dust mite), 3797 nucleotides long. Lineage: Eukaryota; Metazoa; Arthropoda; Arachnida; Sarcoptiformes; Pyroglyphidae. The record is from RefSeq and is a predicted model, not a curated record.